AUGGUUUUAGAGAGCAAAGCGGUUAGCAAGAAAUCCCAAGAGUCUAUCGCUGAAAAAGGUAAUGGAGAGCUUAGGGGGAACUUAAAAGAAAGACCCCGAGUUACUUAUUCCGGACCGGGCGUUGUUUACCCCCUUGAAAUACCACAUAUGGAAAUCUGUCACCGUUUAAAGCUAUGGAUUCCUCUAAUUCGGAAACAUGUAAAUAGACUGGCGUUUGCUGUUUGCGAGAUCUCGGGCCGUUUUUCUUUUCCUUCGUAUUAUUGUUAUUCUUUUUGUUCUUUUCACCGUCGUUGCACCUUCCGUAUUCUCGUUUCAUGCCCCAUUGGGGCUAUAUAA
Zygosaccharomyces rouxii is the source of this 336-nucleotide messenger RNA. RefSeq lists its product as uncharacterized. The transcript has a single exon. The record is from RefSeq and is a predicted model, not a curated record. Lineage: Eukaryota; Fungi; Ascomycota; Saccharomycetes; Saccharomycetales; Saccharomycetaceae. The coding region runs from base 1 to 336 and encodes 111 amino acids.